Messenger RNA from Ruditapes philippinarum (Manila clam), 1861 nucleotides. RefSeq lists its product as uncharacterized. The record is from RefSeq and is a predicted model, not a curated record. The transcript is spliced from 5 exons. Lineage: Eukaryota; Metazoa; Mollusca; Bivalvia; Venerida; Veneridae. The coding region runs from base 191 to 1123 and encodes 310 amino acids.
AAUUAUAGCUUAUAUGUAGUUGACAGUUGGUACGGACUGUCUUUCACCUUUAUCGCAGGAGUUAUUGCAUAAAUCUUCAAACUAAUGCACACAAGGUAGAGAAUCGAGUUUCGGGAAUUUAAUAUAUAAAGCAUUACAGUGAUCCAAGAUUCUCUAACACUAAUGAAAUAUUUAUAACAGAAUAUUCAAAAUGACUGUAAAAAUAACGUUACUCUGUGUUCUCUUAUUGGAAUCAAUAUCGGGGACACUGGGGUAUGACUAUAAUGUCGGUGGAAUGGUUGCCGCCUCACUUGCUGGAUUUAUAUUUCUGGUUGCCAUAGCUAUACUGCUCAUUAUAGCAGUCAUGUGGCGAGAUUGGUACAUGAAACGUCAAGCUAGAAAGGGAAGAUACAGGAUACCAAGAGUAGAAUGGCGUAUAUUCAAACAAAAGGUUAAGAGAUCAGCGUCUCCGGAAGGAACGCCGAAAUCUGGUAGGAAGAUGAACAUGCGCAUGUACAAUAUAGCACCAGGUAGUAGAGUAACAACACUAGAACGGCAAGAGCCGAUCACAGACGCCUGGAUAACACGAUUACCUCCAGUGGACCAUUACGAGGAAAAGUCCAAGACGUUGAAGUUCGAACCAGAGGAAGAACAUUUUAUAAUUGCCGAUGUGUUACCAGAGAGCACACCAAGGUCGCAGCCUACAGUAACCUACCAGCAAGACACAUCAUUUACUAAUAAUUAUACCACUAAAAAUGAUGCCACAACUACAUAUCUACGCCAGACGACUGCUCCCACAGAACGUGUAAGCUACGAACCUUAUCACGUACGUGUACAAAUGUCUCAGGCGUCCUCGAAACCUGCUCAACAACUCUCGCAGACGACACGACCUGCUCAGCAACUUACACAGACGACAUAUUCUACCCAGCAGAUGUCGCAGACGACACGACCUGCCCACGUACUAUCAAAGACUAUGCCUGCGAGGCCUGCAAGCGGACAUAACGAUAUUUUUAUACAACCUCAAAUUCCAGCUAGCAAUUCUCCUGUCAAUCAAGCCGGUGUCGUCGUGUUUGAUUCAGACGAUGAAGCUGGAAAUAUCCCGGCGCAGCCACAACGGCAAUCCGAGGACAUUGUCUUAUUUUAAGGCAUCACACCAAAGGACCCAAUGAAUGAACGGUUUCUGGCUGACAUGGCAACGAAGGAUUAUUUCUAGAUAAAGGCCUUAGUUCAACACUGCCGAAUUGUUGUUGAUGAAGACAUUUUUAUUUCUGCUUUUUGUAUCGAAAAUAUAAUGUUAAGGCUUUCCAUAAAGAAAGUUUGUUAACCUUUUAACAACAGCUUAAAAUAAUAUACAAAAUACCCUUCUUAACAAUUUAACUGUAUUUAUAUUUAUAUCACUGAAUUUAAACUUACAAAUUUGUUGAAUUACACCCCAAACGCUAUGAUAGUGGAAUCAAACCAUCGAAACCACAAAGGUAUCAUAUAGAUAAAAUGUUAUUUAAAACUUUCAAAACAUUUAAAUGACAUCUAUUUGAAAAAAGAGAACUUUGAGUAUUGGUCUAUAACAACAAUGGCUGACAAUGAACGCAAUUUUCAAAAUUGCCAUGCAGUACUAAAUCUACUACCAAUUUAAAGUAUAUCUUAUUGUAUGAUUUCACCUUUAAUAUUCUGUAAACGAUCGUACACACGAACAAAAAAUGUGCAUGUAUGAAUUCUGACAUCUGUCCCAAACUAAUUUGUUUCAUAUUAUAUGUCUUACCUUACAUUAGCGUAUACAUGUUUAUAUUUGUGCUUCAUAAAAUGUUGCUUAUUUGUUGAUUUCUAUGUUGUGUAAACAGAUACUUUAUGUUUUGCCUAAGAAAUAAAUAUAUUUUUACAUAUA